CUGCGUUGAAAUGCGCUGUGAGAGCGCAGUGUAAGUCUUUCGACACCUGUGUUUCGAUAUGGAGUCAGCAAUGGAUUUCGCCACGUCCGAGAGCGGUCAAUUCAAGCUCGGCGAAACGGAUCGCUGCGCCAUUCGAGUAGCCGUUGCGGUGUCUCCGCAACCUUGCGACGUCGGUCCGUACUGGCCAGACUAUAAUUCUUCUCCAAAACUCGAGUUGGCUUGAAGUUGAGAGCCAUUAGCCCUCGUAAGAAGCUGUGGGUUGAAUCAUGACUCAAUCUGCUGCACGCGUCGUUCCUGGCCGCACGACCACGGUCGCUCGACAAAUCGUGCACGAAAUCUGGACGCACCUGGGGCUUCCAUCUGAAAGUCUCACGUCGUUGGAACUGCCAGGCUCGGGCUUAGGGCUUCCAUCAUCAUUCCAGGUUGGCGCCUUUGCGCAAGCCACAAUUGCGCUAUCUGCGCUGGCCGCAGCAACUUGCCAUGCGCAGGCGCAAGGCAUUAGAGUGCCAAGAGUGUCGGUCCCCCUUCGACAUGCGUCAGCAGAGUUUAAAUCGGAGCGGUUGUACGUCCUUGAUGGCAAGACGAAUGAGGAUCCGUGGGGACCGAUAGGCGGCCUGCACCAAACAGCUGACGGCUAUGUUCGCAUUCACGAUGGAUUUCCUCAUCAUCGGGACAACGCUUUAAAGCUGCUUGGUCUUGAAACGACGGCGACUAGAGAAGAUGUAGCGCAAGCGGCAAAGGCCUGGAGAGCGCUUGAUCUGGAGGAAGCGGCUGCACAGAGCAAUGCUAUCGUGGCUGCUCUUCGAUCAUAUUCUGACUGGGACGUUCUCGAACAGGCACAGCAGUUGCCAGACCUGCCGAUCACAGUUCAAAAGGUUUCCUCCACCCCGUUUCCGCGGCCCGUACAAAGAAAAGCCAGCUCCCGUGGAUGUUUGGAGGGACUGAGGGUGCUAGACCUCAGUCGCGUCAUUGCCGCUCCUAUCGCUGGAAAAACACUCGCAGUCCAUGGCGCUGAUGUCUUGUGGGUUACAUCACCAAACUUACCAGCGCUGCCGGAUAUCGAUUGCGAUGUACAGCGUGGCAAAAGAACAAUACAGCUUGAUUUGAAGAAGGCGGAAGACAAAGCGAAGCUGAUGCUCCUUCUGAAGGAAGCCGAUGUUUUUCUUCAAGGAUACAGACCUGGAAGUUUAGCCAAUCUAGGUCUAUCAGCUACGGUGCUACAUGAGAUAAAUCCACACCUUAUAGUGGCCAAUCUGUCCGCUUUUGGAACACGUGGGCCGUGGUCUCAUCGACGUGGUUUCGAUUCAAUAGUUCAAACUUGCAGCGGUAUGAACGUGUCUGAGGCCGAGCAUUUUGGCGAGGGAUCGCCAGCACGACCGAUGCCUUGUCAAGCACUUGACCAUGGAACAGGUUAUCUGCUUGCCACAGGCAUCAUGGCUGCGCUCUAUAGACGUGCAAAAGAAGGCGGCGCCUACGUUGUUGACGCUAGCUUAGCCGGUACAAUGAAGUAUCUGCGCGAUCUAGGCCAAUAUGAAGGCAAUUCCGGCUUCGAUUGUGAGGAUAUAAAGACCAAUCGAGAUGUUACUGAAUUUUUAGAGACAAGAGACACAGAGCUCGGAAAGCUUGUUGCUGUAAAACAUUCCGCAAGUAUUGAAGGACUUGAUGUCGGCUGGCGCAUUAUGCCCAAGCCCUUAGGCAGCGAUGAUCCAAAGUGGCUGCAAGCAGAAGAAAGUUAUUGAACAAAACUCUCAUGGUCAUAUUUGAUUACUACUAUGCCUCGUAACUGCUCAACACUGUGUAC
Molecule: messenger RNA, 1801 nt
Organism: Verruconis gallopava
Lineage: Eukaryota; Fungi; Ascomycota; Dothideomycetes; Venturiales; Sympoventuriaceae
Exons: 1
Coding region: 267-1739 (490 amino acids)
Molecular function (GO): catalytic activity
Source: RefSeq, a predicted model, not a curated record